CGACAACCUCUACCUUGUCAUCAUCACCGUUUCAAGCUUCAAGUCCUACGAAAUCCAUCAUUGUUUCAAUUGUUCAAAAUGGCUGACCUCCCGACUACCUUUGACAAGCCUGUCCAUAUCGCCGUUAUUGGCGGUACUGGUCUCGGCCAACUCGAAGGCUUCGAGCCUGUUGCUGCCCUGAACCCUAUCACACCAUGGGGUGCUCCCGCGUCGCCGAUCCAGAUCCUCUCACACAAGGGAGGCUACGUCGCUUUCCUUGCCCGCCACGGUGUUCACCACCAGUUUGCUCCUCACGAGGUUCCUAACCGUGCCAACAUUGCUGCUCUACGACACAUUGGCGUUCGAUCCAUUAUUGCUUUCUCCGCCGUCGGUUCGCUGCAGGAGGAGAUCAAGCCUAUGGACUUUGUGCUUCCUGACCAGGCCAUCGAUCGCACAAAGGGUGUCCGACCUUUCACCUUCUUCGAGGGCGGUGUAGUUGGACACGUUGGGUUCGCUGAUCCCUUUGAUGCAGGUCUUGCCAACGUUGUCAAGGCUUGCGCAGCUCAUAUGGAGGGCGAUGGCGUCGUAUUGCACGAUAAGGGCACUGUCGUUGUUAUGGAGGGACCACAGUUUUCGACUCGUGCUGAGUCGCACAUGUACCGAUCCUGGGGCGGUUCGGUCAUCAACAUGUCGACGCUUCCCGAAGCCAAGCUUGCCCGCGAGGCUGAGCUAGCUUACCAGGUAAUCGCCAUGGCCACUGACUACGACUGCUGGCACUCGUUUGAGGAUGUCAACGUCGAGUUGGUUUUGAAGUACAUGAAGGCAAACAACGAGAACGCCAAGCGCCUCGUCGCUGGCGUGCUGGAUCGGCUCGCCGAGCUCGAAAACAGCGAUUUGGUUCUAGCCAAGCAUUUGGCCGGCUCUUCUCAAGGAGCCGUCAAGUUUAUGACCAAGCCUGCGGGCCGCAACCCCGAGGCCAUGAAGAAGGUUGAGUACCUUUUCCCAGGUUUCUGGGAAGAGUAAGAAGACCAACGAAAGAGGUGGAAACUUGAAGGCCAAGAAAGUGCUAUAUAGACAUCUGGUGUUGGUAAAAGAGGCGUUACUGCUAAGCGGCAAAACAAUCAUGGUAUAUCACUCUGCAACCACAAUAUUUGCCGAUUGCUGGCGUAAGUAGACCGGGUGCAAACGUC
This is a messenger RNA of Fusarium graminearum PH-1, 1169 nucleotides long. RefSeq lists its product as uncharacterized. Lineage: Eukaryota; Fungi; Ascomycota; Sordariomycetes; Hypocreales; Nectriaceae. Gene Ontology annotation, molecular function: S-methyl-5-thioadenosine phosphorylase activity. The record is from RefSeq and is a predicted model, not a curated record. Gene Ontology annotation, cellular component: cytosol. The coding region runs from base 79 to 1002 and encodes 307 amino acids. The transcript is spliced from 3 exons. Gene Ontology annotation, biological process: nucleoside metabolic process.